AUGGAUAUACUCUUUCUAAUUCAACUUGUGUCUGUGGUGAUGGAUACUUCUCAAGCAACUCGACUUGCCAGCAAUGCACAUCACCAUGCUCUAAAUGCUCUGACUCUGCUACAACAUGUACUGGAUGUGAAAGUGGCCUAUUAUUGAGCGGUAGCUCUUGUGUUAACUGCACAUCGCCAUGCUCUGAGUGCCAAGCAAGUCCUACCAAUUGCACCAAGUGCGAUUCUGGGUAUUAUCUGUCUGGCAAUAGUUGUAUUCAAUGCACAUCUCCUUGUUUAG
This is a messenger RNA of Blepharisma stoltei, 279 nucleotides long. Lineage: Eukaryota; Ciliophora; Heterotrichea; Heterotrichida; Blepharismidae. The record is from the annotation of a GenBank genome assembly.